GCCGAGAUAAAACGUUCAAGUUUUCAUUUUGGGAAAAAGAAAGUUAAUAUCUGCAAAGAUGUCAUCGUCCUAUGAUGUGGCUUCUUCCAUGAGCAAAAGGAUUGAUAACCCCAACAUUGAGAAAAAAAUGAAAGCGCUUAUAGUAGAUGAUGAUCCUGUAGUUCGAAUGGUCCACAAAGCACUUCUAAGGAAAUUUGGCGCUGAAACUCAUGAGGUGAAAAAUGGCCAAGAAGCUGUUUUUGCUCAUCGCUCCGGUGAAUGCUUUGAUUUGAUUUUGAUGGACUUAGAUAUGCCAGUGAUGGACGGUCGUCAGGCAACUAAGGAACUUCGAGACAUGCAUGUGGUUAGCUUGAUUGCGGGAGUGACUUCCCUUGGAGAAGCUGAGAAGAAAUCAUUCAUGGAUGCUGGUCUUGAUUAUUAUUAUCAGAAACCGCUUACUAUUGAUGCAGUUCGUUAUCUUGUGGAGAAAAUAAAGAAUGAUGCUUAGACCUAUCAAAAAGCACUUGGUUUGAAGAUGACAGAACAUUAAUCUUUAGGGACAUUAAGGAAAUAAGUCGACAACUUGAUUUGUCGAGACUAGUUAUAGUACCUUUUUGUUAUGGUUUCUAAAGUAUGUAUGUCAUACAUACUUGCUAUUAUCAAUAAAUUUUCUUUCU
Molecule: messenger RNA, 656 nt
Organism: Lycium barbarum (goji berry)
Lineage: Eukaryota; Viridiplantae; Streptophyta; Magnoliopsida; Solanales; Solanaceae
Product: two-component response regulator 24-like
Exons: 3
Coding region: 59-487 (142 amino acids)
Biological process (GO): phosphorelay signal transduction system
Source: RefSeq, a predicted model, not a curated record